AGACGGGUGUGUACGAUUCGAGCAGUGGUGGUGGUGUUGGGCUCCCAGUCACCAGUGUGACAGUGGUCGUCAGUGUUGGAGCUGCAGCAGGGCCCAUACUACAUCCCCGCUCACUUCGAAUUUGUUCCUCCACUAGCUGGGUAUAGUUUCAUUACAACAACGCUGUGUCUUCAAAUUCGGACUGACAGGGCGAAUACAGCCGAGGCCGUUGAUACCAACAGCAACGAGAGACCGUGAAGAUGCCUCUCCCUAGAGGAAGGAAACGAGGUCGUCUUCAAAGACAGACAGCUGCUGCCCGAAGUAUCAGGCAGAGACCACUGGUGAUCAGUUUGGAUGGUGCGAGCUCAAGUGAUGAGGCCAGAAGCCCAAGUCCCUGUCCUACUGAGGUCACUUCUAAAACACAGAUGCAGCUCACUUUGAGCCCAAAUGUGUUUGGACGUGGCAUCAUGUCUGACUCCGAUUCUGACUGUCUUGAGGUAGAGUCUAUGAGGGCAUCACCUAAGACCAAGGAGGUGAAUUGUGCAGAUGACGAUGAAUUGUUUUGCAGCGACUCUGUUGUCGAUUUGUAUGAUGUGGAUUAUAAAUCAUACCGUAUGCAGGUAAUGAAAACGGCUGCCAAAGAGAUCAGUGCUCUGAAAAAAAGUAACAUCUUGGAUUCCAAUGAACAACCAGAUGAGUGUGAAGAUCCUUCUCAGUUUCACAAUGAGCAAGAUGAUGAUGUUUGUUUGGUGGAGGAAGUAAAAGAAGAGAAUACAAUUCUAGAAGCUCCUGUAUCACCCACUUUACUAGAUCUCAAGGUGCCUAAAAAAAGUAAAAUAAAGAAGAAUAGGAAUACCAAGAAAGCUCUUAAUUGUUUGAAAGCAUUAUCCAAAGAAUAUGAAAAGGAAAAAUUGAUAGAAGACAGCAUAAACUUGAGCAUUACAACACUUUUGGGUGAAGAUGAUGAUAAUCCUGAGAUUACCCUACGAGUAAAGUGGGGAUCAGAUUAUCUUCGCAUGCCUUUGAAAGUUUUGCAGAAAUUUUCGCACCUGUACCAAGAACUUGCUGAGCGCUUUAGUGUGAGUGUCAGCCAGAUAGUGUUAAGCUAUAAAGAUAAGGUGAUCAGCUCUGAAUUGUGCCCUAAAGACUUGGGCAUCACAAUAGCUGACAUUAUUGAGGGUGGAAUUCAGUCAAAAGCAAGUAGUGAUAAUACCCAGAUGUUGGAAAACAAUGGUCCAGAUUCUGUUUGUCUUAAGAUUCAGAAUGCUGACAGAAAGGGAGCAAUAAGUAUUUUCAUUAAUCGCUAUGACAAGAUGAUUGUGAUGAUGCACAGGUAUGCUGACGAAAAAAAUAUUAACAUUGAUAAACUAAAGUUUUUGUUUGAUGGUGAAAUUUUGAAUCCAAGUGACACUCCACAAAGUUUAGAUCUGGAUGGGGGUGAGUGUAUUGAUGUAUAUGAAAAUUAGUGAUGCUUCACAAAAUCUAGAUCCAGAUAAUUAUUGAGAUUUGUACAGUAAAUUUGUUUUUAUUUUGGUGACAUAAUCAAAUUUUUUGGUCUCUGCUACAAGAAGUUAAGAUAGUUGUCAAUUUUUUUUUUUUUUUUAUGCCCUGUGAUUUAGAAGCUUAACUAAACAGUUCAGCCAUCAACCAUUUCCAAUUCUGUGCAUAUUGAAACUAAAGUAAUAUCUAACAAGUUUUUUGAACAACUCAAAAAAGGUUUUGUUCAUCCUGCACAUAAAGCUGUUACCACAAUAACAUACUGAAAGACAAGACUGGCGCAGAGGAGUUUUAAGGGCUUACAUGUAUAAGCAGGAUAAUAAAAGAAAUCUGGAAAAUUAAAAAUCAAAAGUAGAUGGAAACUGAAAUUAUAAAUGCAUAACAUUAACUGUAAAGGUAAUGUAGUUUGCAAAGGAUCAGUUAAUCAAAAAUGACGGUAACAAAAGGGAUCCUAAAAUGAAUGACCUUGGUGGACCUAUUUAUAUUUGUUCCAACUUUUUAAUACUUGUCUUAAAUUUGUAUCGUCAUCUAUGUUGUUUACAUAGUGAAACAUGUUUACAUAUGUUUUUUUUUUUUCACUAAAAAUUUAAAUCCAGGCUUCAUAUUAACUCAUUCACAUAUAAUAAAACACAUCCUUUCUCUUUUCUCUAGUCACUGUUAUCAGGGCUGAAAGCAAAGCAAAAAUAAUUUCAAUUUGUGGAAAUUUACAUGACUUGAAUGUCCAAAUCAACCAUAACUUUCUUAAACUUAAGAACUCAGAGCAAGUAUUGCAGGAAAGGUCACAUUUUUCUUAUCAGCCUAUACUCUCUCUAAUAGUGGAUGUUUAGGGACAAUUUUAAUUUUUUUUUUUUUUUUUUUUUUUUGCAACAUUGUAAAAGCUUCGAUAGGUGAUGCAUUGCAUCCAAUUGUUUGUUUUUACUAGUGUGUGUUUCAUUGCUCUGUUAAACAAGCUAAUGCCCACAUAGGUCACUUUGUUGGCACAUGGAUAUUUGAGUAAGGUAGGAGUAUAGAACAUCAUACAGAACAGAAGCACAUUACAGUAUCACCUUACUUAGUAUACAAAGAAAAUCAGAUUAAUAUUCACAUAAUGUCUUCAGUACUAUACAAAAUACCAAUAAUCAUUCAUAUAUUCCCUUUGUAUUAAUAUAUACAUAGUACUUAAUAUCUAGAUCAUAAGGUCAACAUUGAGCCUCAAUAUUUUAAGAUGAAUUGUAUAAUUUUUUUCCAAAGAGGUCAGUGAUAGCAUGCAAUGUCAGAGAAAUAAUACAGAAGUGUACUAUAAUUAGUACAAUAUUAAUAUAAUAUCAGACAAUAGUCCAUAAAGUGCAGUGGUCAUCAGUUAGGUGAUGGGAUCUGCAUGAAUUAUUACUCCUAAUGAAUGCCAUUAUUGUGGAUAUGAAGCAGUAUUUUGUGCAUCUUAUUUGCUCCAAUGAGCAAUUGUUUCUGCCAGUUUGGUAUUAUUGAAGAGUUCAUUUGUUAAUUGUUAAUUUCCUUUGUAUUAGCAACAUUAAAUGAAUGUGGACUUCCACAUAAUGUAUAUAGUAAUCUUCAAAAUUAGAUGGCUAUUCCUGGGUGUAAAAGUUGUGUAAAUAUCAUACAUACUUGUAUAAUAGCUGAAUUUUUUCAGAAUUAUGUUUACAAUAUUGUACAUUUUUAGUCCUUGAUAACUAGUACAGUAACCAGACCCCUUGUAUAAAUACAUAUAUUUUUGGUCUAUGUUGUAGAGCAUUUUGAUAAUUUAACACCUGGAUUAUACCCUCAUAUAACAGCUGUUUGGUUAUGUUGAAGGAUUUAGGUUUCUCAGUCUGUCAUUUAUCAACAUAGUAAACCUUUCAACUUUGGAAAAUAUUUACCAGUUUUUGUACUGCAUAUAUAAUUGGAAAUCAGAUAUUUGCUUAUUCUAAAUUGUCAAAUGGUAUAUUUGGAGAAUGGAAAUAGUUAUCUUCUUACUCAAUGCUUUUCAGAUUGUAUUGUUGCUGCACUGACACUAAAGUGGUUUUGCAUAUUGUAACUACUGUACUUUAAGAGUUGUCUUCGUAGCAUAGACCUUUCAAAUCGGUAAUUAUUCGUAGCAUAGACCUUUCAAAUCGGUAAUUAUUCGUAGCAUAGACCUUUCAAAUCGGUAAUUAACCUGUUGCAAUCCUCUGGACAUUUUCAUUCUUCUAUUUAUAUAGUAAAGGUUAAAGCUUCUCAGUGGUUAUUGAUAUAUUGAUUUGUGCUUAAAUAGUAUUCCAGGGUUGGUGCUUUGUUAAUUAUACCACUUAUUACUUUCAUUACUCUCGGGCUGAAGGAUGCUAAUACCUCACACCAGUGUAUCAAACAAAUUUUUAAUGUACUCCAUGUUGAAUUCCAUUGUUUUUAGGUUUUAGUACUUCCGGACCAAUUUUAUUUAAUCCAAGUAUUUAUUUUGCAAAUAAUGGAAUUUUUUUUUACAUUUUUUAUAUUUUAUAUUUCUUGUUUCUUUAAGCAAAUAUUCAUUAUUUAGACCUUAUCUUAUGUGCUUUUUUUAUUGUGGUAUUUGUGUGUGCACUGAGAGCCAUGUACAAUAUAUGCCACAGUCUUGGUAUAUUAAUACUAAUCUAAGAUAAUGAAAUCCCACUUCAUUACUGUACUUGUUUAUUAUGCAUCUCAGAAGUUGCCAUUGUAGGUACAGAGGCCACUUAAUGUUAAGUUUAUUACUCCACAAGCACAGCUGGACAUUUUCAUACCAUUUAAUUACAUUCUCUAAUAUAUUGGUUCUUUGUUGUGUAUUUUAUUUGUGUUAAAUGUAGUUGACAGCAAUCUUUUAGUGUUGCAUUUUGAUACAUUAGUGUUCUGUUUGAUUAAAUGGUGUCAGAAAUAUUAAAAAUUAAUAUGAUAUUCUA
Molecule: messenger RNA, 4340 nt
Organism: Procambarus clarkii (red swamp crayfish)
Lineage: Eukaryota; Metazoa; Arthropoda; Malacostraca; Decapoda; Cambaridae
Product: NFATC2-interacting protein
Biological process (GO): positive regulation of transcription by RNA polymerase II; cytokine production
Molecular function (GO): protein binding
Source: RefSeq, a predicted model, not a curated record